UCCUUAGAGAAUAAGUAGAUGUGCAUAUAUGCACACACACAUAUACAUAUAUAUACAGAUCAUUUCAUAAUAGCUUGAACAUAUUGGCCGUUCAAAGUUCAGUUCAAUUCAUUUGUCCUUCUCCAUAGUUUCCUAGUACUUCACAUCCCAUCAUGCAUGAUUCCCUAGGAAUCCCGGCUUGCUUCAGCUGCGAGAGGCACGGUACUGAUCCGAUACCGGCCAUGGCGACCUCCUCAGCUGUUUACCGAAUGGAGAUCUCAGGACAGUCCUGCCUCGUCACUGUCACCUGGUGCAAGGACCUGCUGCUGCACGGCCUGUCAAUCGCGUUCCAUGGGCCAGGGAAGCCCGACGAGGAGUGUGCUUGCAAGUUGGAGCUGAAGCCCUGGCACUUUUGGAAAAGACAAGGAUCGAAGGACUUGCUCGUCGAGGGGACUAAGGUAAGUGCGGUUUGGGACCUCAGGGCGGUUGUUUUCAAUGGUGAGACCGAACCGAGAUCGGACUACUACGUCGCGGUCGUGUGCAAGGAAGAGGUCGUUCUGCUUGUGGGUGACAUGAAGAAGGAAGCGUAUAGGAGGACCGGCUGUAGGCCGGCUCUCACUGAUCCGGUUCUCGUCUCGAGGACGGAGCAUUCAUUCGGUAAGAGUAGGUUCUUUGCGAGGAUCAAGAUUCACGAGAAGGGGAAGGUUCACCAGGUCUCAGUGAUGGAGGGAAAGAGCAUUUGCAAUAUGGGCAGCGAGAGCCACGGGGAACCCGAAAUGGAGAUCGCCAUUGAUGGGGUAAAGGUUGCUCAUGUGAAGCACCUCCAAUGGAAGUUCAGAGGUAAUGAGGAGAUGAGCAUAGGUGGGAGAAGAUUAGAGGUGUAUUGGGAUGUUCACGACUGGCUGUUCGGGUCAGGUCCUCGGCGCGGGCUAUUUCUAUUCAGGCCAGUUAUUGGUCCUAGGAUUCUGUCACCAUCGACUGUGGAGGAGCCACGAUAUCCUCUGCUGGCAUCAUUUCUCUCAGGGUCGGCUCUGUCGGAGGAGGAGGACACUUACAGGGUGCACGAAGACUGGGCAUCUGGUAAAGGCACGUCGGACUUCUGCUUGUUCAUGUACGCUUGGAAGAUAGACUAAAUGGAAAACCGAAGAAUGGACGACUUCCCUGCACUAUAAGUUAUAAUCGUUCGAUUCACUGCUGCUGAUAUCCUCAUUACAAGCAGAAUAUAAUGACUUCCGGUUGUAUGUUCGUACAACUACCUCAGUUCCGAUUUAAUCAUCGAGAAAAAGGAUCACCGGUGCAUGCCCGUUAUGGGAUACUUGGAGUAUCCUAACGAAAUGAAAUGCAAUGGGCCCGUGAUCACGUGUAAGGUAAGACUUACAACUAUAAGGAUGAUUGUCAUUGAUUUCCAGCAUGGAGUGAAUAGACGGACACAAUCACGUGGGUCGGGUUAGGCCCAGAUCAUGUCCGUCCUAGUCCGAUUCAACCUUAUGAACUGAACCGAGGAAUUUACUUAUGUGUGGAGACUUCUUUUUUUUUUUGGAUGAGUGUAUUUGUCAUUCCACCAUUGAAUAAAGCUAUAGAAGACUUCAAUGUUUAUAAUUGUAUUUCUAUACACAAAGGGCAGGGCGUAUGCACAUAUGGAGAUCGAGAAGGAUAAUAGAGAAGUAAUAUCUUAGACACACUUACACUGUUAUUUGACUCAAUGGCCCAAUGGAUAAGG
Messenger RNA from Punica granatum (pomegranate), 1699 nucleotides. The record is from RefSeq and is a predicted model, not a curated record. NCBI's taxonomy places the organism in Eukaryota, Viridiplantae, Streptophyta, Magnoliopsida, Myrtales, Lythraceae.